This is a messenger RNA of Candidula unifasciata, 1068 nucleotides long. The record is from the annotation of a GenBank genome assembly. NCBI's taxonomy places the organism in Eukaryota, Metazoa, Mollusca, Gastropoda, Stylommatophora, Geomitridae.
AUGGCUGAUUUAAACCAAGUCGACCUUUUGUUAAUCGGUAAAACUGGAAAUGGAAAAAGUGCAACCGGAAACAGUAUACUGAAACGUGAAGCUUUUGAAAGUGUAUCUAGCUCUACAUCUGUUACAAUGCAGAUCAAAUAUGAAUUUUCGGAGUUCAGUGGUCGAAUCAUUAAAGUUGUCGAUGGCCCAGGCAUUGGAGACACUCGGCUGAACAAAGAGGAUUCCAUUAGGUUUACGAUGGAAGCAAUGGCUAAAGCAAUUGCUAUAAAUCCCAGGGGUUACCAUGCUUUUCUUCUUGUUGUGAGAUUUGGUGGUAGAUUCAUCGAAGAGGAUGUAGACACAAUAGAAUUUCUGAAGAAGACAUUUGGCCAAGAUUUCGUGGAAGAUUUCUGUAUAUUAAUCAUGACAUACGAAAAAUCUUUUGCCCAGUGGUGUAAUGAACAAGAAGGAGCGUUACAAAACCUGAUGAAGGAAUGCGAUAACAGAGAGAAGAAGAACAAACAGAUUGCAAAUCUUCUCCAAGUUGUAGACAACUUAAGAUCCAGAGGUAGAAGAUAUACGGAUGAAACUUUUGAAAAUAAAUCCAUCAUUCAGGACGAGACCAUUACAGAAACAAGCCUGAUAUUAGCGAGGUUUGGAGAAGUGCAGAAAAUGACUGACUCGGGAGAAAAAAUUGAGCUACUGAAAAAACUUCAAAUGAGAGUUAAAUCUCUACACAAAUCAGUUUUGGAUCAGGACCAAGACACUGGAGCUUUGCAUGAGCUAUGUGAAAUUGUGAACAUAAUCAAUAGUAGAAUCAUUGAACAAAUCGGCCUUUGUAAAAGCAGGAUGGACGAAAGACGGAAUGCUAAACAACAAAAAGAAACUAACGAAAGGGCGAUUGAACAAUUGGAGUAUAAGCAUAAACAAGAGGAGGCAAAAAUUAAUCAAAAUUAUGGAGAACUGGUCAAAAAUUAUAACUGUGUGAAGGAAGAAAAUGAAUAUGGAAUCAUGGAUGUAAUUCUUGAUGUUGCAACGUUAGGACUUAGAAGCGCACUGGAGUGGCUAAUCAAGUAUGUUUCAAGUUAA